CGCCAAACCCCGCUGUCAGGUUGAGAAGUCACUGGAGGGGACAUAAUAAAUACGUUCCCAUAGUGGUCUUUAAGGACGAGGGCUUUCCUGGGUGUGGUCUGGGGCUGGAAGGCCCUGGUGCGCUGAUUUGGCGCCUGGGAAGAUAGUGUCUGUCAACCCUGAUGCUAAGAUAUGCAUCCAGUGCCCAGGGAGUGUGGGAAGUCGGUCAGAAGUGGCCCAUUAUUGUAAGCAGACGCCGGAGCUAAUGUUGCUCGCCCGCUGCUGCCUGAAUCAGAAUGGCACCAUCCUGGGGUUGGAUCUCCAGAACUGUUCUCUGAAGCACCUUGGUCCAAACUUUCCUCAAGCACAUACUGCUAUCAUCAUAGACCUGCACGCAAACCCCCUCAACGAUGACUUGGCCAACACCUUCCACGGCUUUAUCCAGCUCCAGACUCUGAUACUACCAGAAGAUGUCAACUGUCCUGGAGGUAUUAAUGCCUGGAAUACUGUCACAUUUUACCCAAACAAUCAAACCUGUGAAGGACAAAGGAACCUUUGCAAUAGCACUGGGGACACAGAAAUAUGUCCUGAGAAUGGAUCUUGUGUGCCUGAUGGUCCAGGUCUUUUGCAAUGUGUUUGUGCUGAUGGCUUCCAUGGCUACAAGUGUAUGCGCCAGGGCUCGUUCUCUCUGCUUACGUUCUUUGGGAUUUUGGGAUCCACCACAUUAUUCAUCUCCAUCCUUCUUUGGGGAACCCAACGCCGAAAAGCCAAGGCCUCAUGACCUACCUCGAUCUUCCUACUGACCUAAAGGUCACCCCCCUCCGUCUUAGCCCAGCCGGGCUGGCCAGAGCCUCCCCCAGGAUAAGGCCGAGGUUGGAAGGAAGAUGGAACGUUGCACAGCGCUGGAAUGCCACACUCCAGUCGAGGAGCGGACUAGUCCCAGGUCCCAUUUGUGCUGCUAACGAUAAUAAAUUUUUUUUUUAAAGGA
Molecule: messenger RNA, 967 nt
Organism: Myotis davidii
Lineage: Eukaryota; Metazoa; Chordata; Mammalia; Chiroptera; Vespertilionidae
Gene: ATRAID
Product: all-trans retinoic acid induced differentiation factor
Exons: 7
Coding region: 245-760 (171 amino acids)
Biological process (GO): positive regulation of osteoblast differentiation
Cellular component (GO): intracellular membrane-bounded organelle
Source: RefSeq, a predicted model, not a curated record